AUGAAAUCUCAAGGAAAUGAACCCACUUCAUUUACCUCCCCCGAAACUCAAGAAAAUGUUGUAGAAAAUGGUGGUGGUACAAGUACUAGUAAUGUACCACUGGAGGAGGAAGAAUUGAUAUAUGAUGUUGAACUACUUCCCCAUGAUCCGGGAAAAAGAAUGAACAUAAUGGAUUAUCCCCCAAAUCAAAGAAAUGCGGUAAGGAGAGCUUAUAUUCUAAAAAAACCUUGUCAACCAAAAACUCACAACUUCCCUCAAAGACAAGUAGGAGGUUUGCGUCGUUUUAGUGUGAAUUGGUUCAACAAAUGGGAUUGGCUUGAGUAUAGCAUUGAAAAAGAUGCCGCAUAUUGUUUUGUAUGUUAUUUGUUCAAAGGUGAAGUUGAAAAUAAUAUGGGAGGUGAUGCAUUUGUUGAUGGAGGGUUUAGGAAAUGGAAUAAACCGGAACGAUUUGAGAAGCAUGUUGGUGGAAUUAAGAGUGCUCAUAAUCUUGCGUAUGAGAAGUAUGUGAAUUUAAAAGAUGGGAAAAAUAAAUCAAUUGUGAAUAUUUUUGAAAAGGCAAGUGAGGUAAUUAAAAAUGAAUAUUAUAUUCGUUUGAAUGCAUCUUUAACUUGUUUAAGGUUUCUUUUGGGACAAGGUUUGGCAUUUCGUGGCCAUGAUGAAAGUGAUGAGUCUCAUAAUAGGGGUAAUUUCAUUGAGCUAUUGAAAUGGUUAGGAGAAAAGGUUAAGGAAGUAGGUGAUCAUACUCUUGAAAAUGCACCCGGAAAUUGUCAAAUGACUUCUCCCCCGAUCCAAAAAGACAUUAUUAAUUGUUGUGCAAAAGAAACGACUAAGUGCAUAAUUGAAGAGCUUGGUGAUGAUUACUUUGCUAUAUUGGCCGAUGAGUCAAGUGACGUGUCCCAAAAAGAGAAACUAGCUCUUGUUUUGCGCUUUGUUGAUAGAAAUAGUGGAAAGGUAAUGGAGAGAUUUUUAGGCAUUGUUCAUGUUGGUGAUACUACCGCUUUAUCUCUUAAAGAUGCAAUUAUGUCAGUACUUGUGGAAUAA
This is a messenger RNA of Chenopodium quinoa (quinoa), 1041 nucleotides long. RefSeq names its product zinc finger MYM-type protein 1-like. The record is from RefSeq and is a predicted model, not a curated record. The coding region runs from base 1 to 1041 and encodes 346 amino acids. The transcript has a single exon. Lineage: Eukaryota; Viridiplantae; Streptophyta; Magnoliopsida; Caryophyllales; Amaranthaceae.